AAGAAGAAGAAGAAGCAAAUCUUGCAUCUUUUUGCUGACGUUUUCUCUCUCUCACUCCAGACUCUGCCCUAAUCUCUCUCGAUUCAACUUAAUUCUAGGGUUUACCCAUUCCGCCCACAAUUCAGGGUUGUGUUUUACUAGUGUACAGACUUAUUUCCGCCAAUUAAGUAACUGUUGCUGGGGUGGGUUGUUUAUGUAUCAGUAUAUGUUUGUGAGCACAAAAUGACAUGUGAUGAGGUUCUGAAGGCUGUUUUUCCUUAUCUGGAGGGUGUGGAUCUUGCAUCAUGUAUGGGAGUGUGUAAGCAGUGGAGAAACUUAGCCCGAGAUGAUUUUUUCUGGAAAUGCUUGUGUGCUAAGAGAUGGCCUUCUAUCUGCAAGCAACCUAACCCCCCGACUGUAACUUAUUACAAGUUGUAUCAAACCUUUAAUAAGCGCAAGCAGCAUCGAACUCUUCUUCCCCCAAGACUUUCCUUUGAUGACUUGGAGUUUUUCAUUGAUAUUUGGACAGAAGAUGGAUUUAUUUUUUCAGAAGUGGUUCCAGGACCUGUCCUCCAGAAUGGUAUCAAAAUCCCACCACCAGGAGCAUGUGACAUGCUCAAGUUUCACCUGGAGGGUCCAGAGUACAGGAUGAAACUCCCUGUUGAUCCUAGAUUUACUGUUCCUCUAAGCCAGACUGUUAGUGUAUCGGUCCUUGUGGGGCGCAAGGAUUCUAAUAGGGUUGCCUGUAUUAUCAAUAGAUCAAUGUUUGAUUACAUUGAUCGAACAGCACACCGAGCAAUGGCAAAUGACUACCUUGACUUCUCACCUGUCUACCCCUUUGUUUCGGGUAUCCGGGCAUGGAUCUCGCUGCUUUUCAUGGAACAUGGAAGUGAAGGUGCUAUUGAUGUUUUUGGGAUUGAAAUGGAUUUCUGUGAUGCAGCCAACUCCAAGGAAGAGGUUUUAUGGCUUUUAGAUAUGCUUGAUUGGAAGUGAAGGGUUGACUCGUAAGUCCACACGAACAUGUAAAAGGCCUGAUUCAUUUGGAUGUAACCAUGAUGAUUUGGUCUUCUAUGGUCUAUCAAAUGCUCUGAGGCGGCUGCCUAUGGAAAACACUGCAACUCUCAUUUCUGGUUCAAAUACUUGUCCUACUUUCUUUGUGUCAUUUUGUUUUGUUUUUUUAUCAUGCUCAAGUCAAGUGUACAUACUUCUCUUUCAUUGCUUCAAUAAUUAUGAACCUUUU
Argentina anserina (silverweed cinquefoil) is the source of this 1219-nucleotide messenger RNA. RefSeq names its product F-box protein At5g39250. Gene Ontology annotation, molecular function: protein binding. NCBI's taxonomy places the organism in Eukaryota, Viridiplantae, Streptophyta, Magnoliopsida, Rosales, Rosaceae. The transcript has 2 exons. The record is from RefSeq and is a predicted model, not a curated record. The coding region runs from base 223 to 972 and encodes 249 amino acids.